Messenger RNA from Pseudogymnoascus destructans, 1307 nucleotides. RefSeq lists its product as uncharacterized. Lineage: Eukaryota; Fungi; Ascomycota; Leotiomycetes; Thelebolales; Thelebolaceae. The coding region runs from base 355 to 1137 and encodes 260 amino acids. The transcript has 3 exons. The record is from RefSeq and is a predicted model, not a curated record.
CUCCAAGACGGGCGCUACCUCAACACAAGACACCCCAUCCUGAUUGGCUGCAUGCAUGUCACCACAUUCCGGGCGCUUACAGCCCCGUGCCAGCACACUUCGAUUUCUCUGCGGCCUAUAACCCAGGCCAGUCGCCCCCAUCUUCCUCUUUCCUCCAUGUGUGCGCAAUCGUUCAUCAUUCUCGUCGAUAUCAACCAUCGAGCUGCCGUCCAUUCCCACAGCGGCAUCUGAUGAGUCUUCAUCAGCGAGCGAGGGGCAUACUAAGGUCGCAAAAUAAUCACGACACGGCGUCCGUAGGCCCGACAGCCCAUCGCCGGUCGCUAUCCUGAUUCUCUUUCACGCUCGCUCGCCAUAAUGUUCAUCUCUAUGAAAUGGAGGUGCUUUUGGGUUAUGACUGGGCUCAUGGUGGCUGAGUUGGCGGGGACCAUCGCUACGUUGACACUAUUCGGUAUUGCGAGCCCAGACGCCUAUCGUACUCAGCUAUGGAAGCUCGGCGGCGAGCUGGGCUUCAAUUCGAGUCCGGACCAGAUCUUGUACGCAUACGCAAACUAUCGGCCGAUACCAACGACACCGCUAGUUUGGUCUAAUUUCAUCACCAACUACAACAUUGUCGUAUCUGUUUUGUCAAUGUUCAUUCUGCUUAUCAAGGCCGUCCUAUUUAUCAUGCACAUGUGGAUCCCGAUUGUCAGCAUAAUAAUCGACAUAAUUGCCAUUGCUCUCUGGAGUUUCAGCGCGUAUGGCCAGGCUGGUCCUGACCAUUCCGACCCAGAGCACCCGAGCUCAGUUGCGUGGUAUAUCGCCAAAAGCUGCAGCGUCGCUGAGGCGUCCGGAAACAAGCACAACUGCGAGAUGGCAAAGGGAGCAUUUGCAUCCACCAUCCUCAUAAUCGCUCUUUUCACAUUUAACCUCGGGCUGGGCAUUUGGUCCAUGUUCCCAACAGAGGAGAUGAGGGAGACGAGGAAGGCUAAGAAGGAGGAGGAGCAAUUAUCGCCGUAUUACGAGGAUGCGGGAGAGAAGCUGUGGGAGUUAAGGAACAUCCAACCUACACCGGCCUUUUCGCCUUAUACCCCACGGACGUUGGCGUUCAACACAUUAGACCGUCAAUUACCUCUUCGGGAGAAGGAACAGAACCCGUAGAUAAACCCCAGGAUGACGAUGGGCUCAAUGGGCCAUUGCCGGGCCCUGAGUAACUAUUACCUUUUGUGGCCAUUUACGUUUUGUAGUGGCGGAAAGCGAGAAGAGAGAUCAAGGAAGGGACUUUACUCUAUUCAAAACUCUUAUGAAUAUACAAAGUGAUAAUAGGCUCC